Molecule: messenger RNA, 3006 nt
Organism: Salvelinus sp. IW2-2015
Lineage: Eukaryota; Metazoa; Chordata; Actinopteri; Salmoniformes; Salmonidae
Product: lymphocyte-specific helicase
Biological process (GO): lymphocyte proliferation; pericentric heterochromatin formation; DNA methylation-dependent constitutive heterochromatin formation
Cellular component (GO): pericentric heterochromatin; nucleus
Molecular function (GO): chromatin binding; ATP-dependent chromatin remodeler activity; ATP binding
Source: RefSeq, a predicted model, not a curated record
UUAUACAAUCACACACAGACUACUGCAUGCUUUAUGUUGUGUAACUUGCUGUAACGGGUUCUUCAUACAAAUAUCCCAGGAAAAUUGUAGUAAACAUUUUACUACAUAUCUAGUUUGGCAGUUUUUCAAUAUGAGUUGUGUAAAGGAAGAAACCCGAAGCGUGUCUCCUCAUUGUCCGAAGCCUAACGAAUCUGAAGAACCGCUGGGUACGGCUAUGGAGGAGACUUUGCCUGGAAAUUCAGAUGCAAGUGUGAAAGCUGAAAAUGCGGUGUCUGAAGUUGUCAUCACAAAAGAGAUGGAGGAAGAGGAGAUGCAGUUGGUGGAGAAAGGAGAGAAAAAAGAAGAGGAGAUUAUGAAAAAGGCUCGGGAAGCUCAGAAGAAGGAAACUCAUGACAUUCGCUUCAAGAGACUGCAACACUUGCUGGAGAAAAGUAACAUAUAUUCCAAAUUCCUUCUUACAAAGAUGGAACAGCAGCAGCAGGAGGAAAUGCUGAAGAAAGAAAGACUGGUAAAGAAGGCAGAGAAGAGCAUUGGCAAAAAGGCUGGGAGAGUUGAAAAAAAUAAAAGGGAGAGAGAGGAAGACUAUAAAAUUGCUGAUGUCAUGUCUAAAGAGGAAAUUAUGUCCAAGGCCAAGAAACGUAAAGUGGAGGAAGAGGAUGUCCCUUGGAUGAAGAAGCUAGAAGCAGAGGACAUCGAAAAGAUGAGUGACUCCAAUGCUGACAUCAAGGGCCGUCUGUCAGAGACUGUGAGAGACAAUGCCGAGCAUCUACUGGACCCAGACAGGAAGGUGAACGGGCAGGCUGUGCCCGCCCAGCAGCCCUUGCUCUUCACUGGGGGAGUCAUGAGGUCUUACCAAAUAGAGGGUGUGGAGUGGCUCAGGAUGUUGUGGGAGAAUGGUAUCAAUGGGAUCCUGGCAGAUGAGAUGGGUCUGGGGAAGACCAUCCAGUGCAUCGCCCACGUGGCCAUGAUGUUGGAGAGAAAGGUGAUGGGUCCCUUCCUGGUAGUGGCCCCCCUGUCCACUCUGCCCAACUGGAUCAACGAGUUCAAGCGCUUCACUCCAGAGGUGUCAGUGCAGCUGUACCAUGGGCCUGCUAAGGAUAGGAUGGCGUUGUUAAAGCAGAUUCGUAAGCCCCAGGGACCUCACAACAUGUUCCCUGUGGUGGUCACCUCCUUUGAGAUUGCCAUGAUAGACAGGAAGUUUCUGCAGCGCUUCCACUGGAAGUACCUGAUUGUGGAUGAGGGCCACAGGAUCAAGAACCUGAACUGCCGACUGGUGAGGGAAUUGAAGAUGCUGCCCACGGACAACAAGCUGCUCCUGACGGGCACACCGCUGCAGAACAAUCUAGCUGAGCUGUGGUCACUGCUCAACUUCCUUCUGCCUGAGGUGUUUGAUGACCUCAAGAGCUUUGAGUCGUGGUUUGACAUCGACACCAUUGGUUCGGAUGCGAAAAAUGUUGUGGCUAACGAACGAGAGCAGAACAUCCUGCACAUGCUCCAUCAGAUUCUGACGCCAUUCCUGCUGAGAAGACUGAAGUCUGACGUGACGUUGGAGGUGCCGCCCAAAAAGGAGAUUGUUGUGUACGCUCCACUCACUGCCAAACAGGAGUCUUUUUACACUGCUGUGGUCAACAAGACCAUCGCCAAAAUGCUGGGCCAGGUGAAGGUGGAGGCUCCAGUGGUGCUGACGACAGACGGCAGGCCUAAGCGCAGGACCAGGAGGCCUGUGGACUACAAAGAGACUGAUGGUGACACGUCCUACGACCUGGAGAAAUACCUGGAGAGGGUUCAGAAGGAGGCUGAGCAGAGCCCCGCCCCGGUUGUGGACGUACAGAUGCCCCUGGACUCCCAAAUCAACCUGAAACUGCAGAACAUCCUCAUGCUGCUGAAGAGGUGCUGUAACCACCCCUACCUCAUAGAGUACCCACUGGACCCGGCCACUCAGGGGUUCAAGAUUGAUGAGCAACUGGUCCAGACCUCAGGGAAAUUCCUCAUUCUAGACAGAAUGCUGCCAGAGCUGAAGAAGAGAGGACACAAGGUGCUGAUUUUCAGCCAGAUGACGUCCAUCUUGGAUAUCCUAAUGGACUACUGCUACCUGCGGGGUUACCAGUACAGCCGACUGGAUGGGAGCAUGGCCUAUCCUGACAGAGAAGAGAACAUGACAAAGUUCUCGUCUGACCCAGAGGUGUUUCUCUUCCUACUGAGCACCAGAGCAGGUGGCCUGGGCAUCAACCUGACUGCUGCUGACACGGUCAUCAUCUUUGACAGUGACUGGAACCCUCAGGCUGACCUGCAGGCCCAGGACAGAUGCCACCGUAUCGGGCAGACAAAACCCGUGGUGGUGUACCGACUGGUCACUGCCAACACCAUCGACGAGAAGAUCCUGGAGAGAGCGUCAGCCAAGAGGAAGCUGGAGAAGAUGGUCAUUCACAAGAAAAAAUUCAAAGGAGGAAAGGCUGAGCUCAAACAGACCAAGAGCUGCGUCGACGUGUCUGAGCUGAUGGAUCUUCUCAACGCCAGAGAUUACGAGAAGGAAGUGAAAAGCACCAAGGGGAAGGUCAUUAGUGACAAGGAUCUGGAGGCUCUGCUGGACCGCAGUGACCUUCUGGACAAGGCCCAGAGGAGCUCCAAACAGAAGGUUGGCGUUUUCAAGGUGAUCGAAGCCAAAGAAUCAUCGGAGAUCAGCUUGACCUAAGUUUGAAAGGCGCAGAUGUGAUACUCCUAAUGGCUGGAUCCUAAGGGUCCACUGCUCUGCUGUUCGUUGUAGUACUGAACCAACUGAGACGGAAACCCGAGGACUUACUCAACCCAUUCUCCUGAAACUACUGUUUAUACUAAAGUUGAUGUCUUUCUUUACUGCCUAUGGUAAAUGUUUAUCUUUUGGUUGUGGAGUUUGUAAAAUGCUGUUUGUUAUAGUGGAGACCGAAUCAUGUCUUCCAGAAGAUAGUGUUCAUAUACACUGAGUGUACAAAACUUCAGGAACACCUUCCUAAUAUUGAAUUCCGCUCA